Molecule: messenger RNA, 1274 nt
Organism: Mustela lutreola (European mink)
Lineage: Eukaryota; Metazoa; Chordata; Mammalia; Carnivora; Mustelidae
Gene: GPS2
Product: G protein pathway suppressor 2
Exons: 11
Coding region: 205-1188 (327 amino acids)
Biological process (GO): regulation of transcription by RNA polymerase II
Cellular component (GO): transcription regulator complex
Molecular function (GO): transcription coregulator activity
Source: RefSeq, a predicted model, not a curated record
GCCGCUUCCGCCCUUCCCUGCGCCCGAGCCGCGAGGCCGCUGGCCGGCCCUGCUCCGGAAGGAGUCGGCCCGACGGCCGGAAGUGACGCGCGGCCCAAGCGCGCAGGAGCCGCGGGGAAAGCGCAGCGAAGGCGGGCCCCGUCCGAGGUCUGGCAGUCCGUGACAGAGCCGGGCGCCCACGGCCCGAGCGCCCCCGGCAGCACCAUGCCGGCGCUCCUGGAGCGCCCCAAGCUUUCCAACGCCAUGGCCCGGGCGUUGCACCGGCACAUCAUGAUGGAGCGGGAGCGCAAGCGGCAGGAGGAGGAAGAAGUGGACAAGAUGAUGGAACAGAAGAUGAAGGAAGAGCAGGAGAGAAGGAAGAAGAAAGAGAUGGAGGAACGAAUGUCACUAGAGGAGACCAAGGAACAAAUCCUGAAGUUGCAGGAGAAGCUGUUGGCCCUACAGGAAGAAAAGCACCAGCUCUUCCUGCAGCUCAAGAAAGUUUUACAUGAGGAGGAGAAACGGAGGCGAAAGGAGCAGAGCGACCUGACUACUCUGACGUCAGCCGCGUACCCGCAGAGCCUGACGGUUCACACAGGCACGCACCUCCUCAGCAUGCAGGGGAGCCCUGGAGGACACAGCCGCCCGGGCACCCUUAUGGCAGCCGACAGGGCCAAACAGAUGUUCGGACCCCAAGUGCUGACAACCCGGCACUACGUGGGCUCGGCAGCAGCUUUCGCGGGGACCCCAGAGCACGGUCAGUUCCAGGGCAGCCCUGGUGGGGCUUAUGGGACCGCUCAGGCCCCACCGCACUAUGGACCCACACAGCCAGCGUACAGCCCCAGUCAGCAGCUCAGAGCGCCUUCGGCGUUCCCGGCAGUGCAGUACCUGUCUCAGCCGCAGCCCCAGCCCUACGCGGUACACGGCCACUUCCAGCCCACCCAGACAGGCUUCCUCCAGCCUGGCGGUGCCCUGUCCUUACAGAAGCAGAUGGAACACGCCAACCAGCAGACCGGUUUCUCAGACUCUUCCUCCCUGCGCCCCAUGCAUCCCCAAGCUCUGCAUCCAGCCCCGGGACUCCUUGCCUCUCCCCAGCUCCCUGUGCAGAUGCAACCGGCAGGGAAGUCGGGCUUUGCAGCUACCAGCCAGCCUGGCCCUCGGCUCCCCUUCAUCCAGCACAACCAGAACCCGAGAUUCUACCACAAGUGAUCUUCAGACUGUCUUCUCGCUAACCACCCCCGCUAUGGGUGAGGGUCCCUGGUGUGUCCCAGCCCAAUAAAAUCCACCUCACCACC